Sesamum indicum (sesame) is the source of this 1068-nucleotide messenger RNA. NCBI's taxonomy places the organism in Eukaryota, Viridiplantae, Streptophyta, Magnoliopsida, Lamiales, Pedaliaceae. The record is from RefSeq and is a predicted model, not a curated record.
AUGGGAAGGUUCAACAAUGAGACAUUGGAGGUGCAGGAGUUGAGGAUUGAUAUGAUAGUGAGCAUCCUCAUCCAUGGACUGCGAAAGGGUCCUUUUACGUCUGCUCUAGCACGCGACCCGUCCAGUGACGUCGAGCAGUUAAUGGCACUAGCCCAGAAAUACAUAGACGAGGAGGAGCUGAAUGCGAUGAAAGACUCGAGCGAAGAGAGCGCGAGCAUGUCAGGCGACCGCAUGAUGGCAGAGAAGGGGGUGGUGGCAAGCAAAAACAAGAAAAACAAAAGGAGCCGAAAUACCAGCCCAAAUACCAUAACUAUACUCCACUGGCCAUGUCGCGAGAGAAGUGGGGAAGUAAGAAGAAGUCGAUCGAGGAGUAGAGACCGAAACCCCUGCCCUUCGAAAACGGAUAGGGUCCCAACUGGAGGGAGCAAUGCACCAACCAAAGGAGUGUUAUACACGAUAGCGGGAGGAUCGAGCGUCGGAGAUUCAGGUCGAACACGGAAAAGGUGCGCUCGCACUGUAGGAUCGAGCAGGGAAAGGGAGUUUGUGCUGAAGGUGGAAGACGAAGAAGCCAUUUCAUUCGAUAGCUCAGAUAGGCUGGAUAUUGCGAACUUCAUGAACGACCCGAUGGUCGUCAAGCUGGACAUUGUGAACUUCGCUGUCCACAAAGUGCUGAUCGACAGUCGUAGCUCAACAGACAUCAUUUUCAAGAGUGUAGUUGAUAAGAUGGGUCUAGAGAACGCACGACUCGAACCCGUAAAAACCCCGCUGGUUGGUAUUGGAGGAAGUGAAGUAUCUUCACUGGGGACGAUCGAGCUGCCUGUGUCCAUGGGAGAAGAGCCGAAGAGAAAGACCUUGAUGGUCAAAUUUCUGGUAGUUGAUACCCCAUUUACCUACAAUGUUAUCUUAGGUAGGCUGGGGCUGAACUCAUUCCGAGCGGUCAUUUCCACUUAUCAUAUGAAGAUGAAGUUCCCCAUGGAAUACGAGAUCGGGGAGGUAUUGUGCGAUCAGAAAGAGGCUCGAAAAUGCUACAACUUAUCAUUGAAAGGGGAGCUCGGGCUGAAGAAGUAG